AUGACCGCCUUGGCUGAGGUUCAGAGUGCGCUGACUGAGUUCUAUUCUCAGGCCUCUAGUCCCGAGCGUCUUGCUCAAAUACAAGAAUCUCUCAUCACUUUUGAACAGCAGCCCUCCUCUUGGAUGGCGGCUAUCCACUUUUUGACCAUCUCCUCCGAUCAAUAUGUAUGUCUAUUCAGUCUCGGCAUCAUUGAAUCGACUGUGAAACGCCGCUGGACUCUCCUUUCAAACGUUGAGAAGCAGGAGAUAUUUCAGUUUUUGGAAAAGUACGCUUUCUCGUCAGAACAACAACACGUUGUGACCUCUUUCCUCUCCAUUGCAAAGUGCAAAGCCGUUAAGGUUUGGACAUCAAUUUGCAAAAAGGACUUUGGUCAAGUCCACACACAAUUUUUGGCAAGAAUAAUUGGCCUAUUGACCGUGCCUGCAUCUGUUACUACCGAAGCAGGUUUGCAGACUCUCUGGCUCUCUUUCUCCCUCUUCAAGGCUGCAUACGAGGAGCUUUUACGACAAGAUUUCGAAAUAAGUCAAAUGAAAGUAACCGAGAAUACUCUUCUUUUUGGUCGUUCAGUUCCUCAACUUUUGGGAGCACUUUUUGAGGCAGCGGAAAGACUUCUGGGGAUAGACAUUACCAAUUCAGUUAAGGCAUUGUUUUCUGAUCCUUUGGGUUGCGUCUCUGAAGAACGUUUUUUUACUGUUCUUCGCUUCAUCCUCUACUUCGAUGCCAAUCUUCUCUUCUCCUCUUCAACUAAUAAUUUGGAGCGGAGGGUAUCAACCCUCUUGUUGAAGAACUUUUCCAACUUUUUGGAGUGUCUAAGUGUUCUUUUAACCGUUUCCCCCAUCAAUGCAAUCGAUCAUUGCCGUCUUUACAGCCUUCUUUACAUAUUUCUAAUCAUGGGCUCUCCUAGGAUUCUGUCAACACUCAUCGAUGCUUCGAGAUCUCGUAAUCUCUCUCCAAAUGUGCCCGUUGAUUCCCUAGCCGAAAUAGGAAUGCAUAGUUUGAACUGCCUGACAGAGGUAGUUGAUCGCAAGGACUUCCAACGCGAUGCAAUGGCUCAACAUCUGCCCUUCAUAUUCCGCAUCCUCUACUGGGAUAUGUUGAUGCUCGAUACCCAGUUUCCACUCCCUGAUUUUGCUUCAUCUGUCAUCAACAUUAUGGCUGAAUCAGGUGUGACGUUAUCAACUUCUACUUCCUCCAACAACCUCUCCGGUCUGGCUUCUGUAACACAGUCAUUGGAAUCUAUUUCUGAGGAUUUAUACCAAAAAAUUGUGGAUAUACUUCGUCCCUUGGUCACCGUGUUUUUGCUCUUUUCAAAGUCCCAAAGUGAGGGAGUGGGAGAACAGGAGGGAGAAAGAGGAUCUUUAUACGCUUUUUCUCCUACGAAAUUCCUCCAGCGUGUGCAUUUUUUUACUUUCACAGUUUGCCGCUCCAUGACCCCAGUUUACCUCUCUGCUUUAGAUAUGUGGAAUGCCUAUCUUGAUUUUGUAAAGUCUUUCCACUACGGAGAUGCAAGUAAUUCCAAAAAACAAGUGCAGUUGCCCUCCCAAACUCAAAAAAUCAUAUCUGGUCUCUGCUCUUCCCUCCUCAUUACCAUUUAUUUUUCUGAUUCCGCAACAUACCUUGAUGUCCUUGACACCGAAUAUCCGUCAGGCGCUCUGGAGACGGAAGAAGCAUCAUCCUCUUCGGGAUCCUAUCUUGCUUUUUUCGACGAUACUCUACAACAAGCAGAUUCCAGUGAUUUAAUGAUGGACCAUGAGAGCGAGUACGCCAUAUUUAUGCAGACCUCGCUGACCCUUCUAUCCGCCAUUGCAUUCUUUAAUCCCACCACAGUGUUACACAGCAUCGCAGCUAAGUUUCAGGAGGGUUUGGGUAUCUUCACUCAACUCUGUAAUGCUCCUGAACGCAUGAGGCUUGAAGAACACACUACGCGAAAAUUACACUAUGCUCUACGUGACCUUGCAACAUGUCUAAAUUGUCUUGCAUAUCUCUCCGAUCAUUUCGGUUCUUUGCAAGAUGUUAGCAUGCUUCGAUGGCUCCUUGAAGCUCUCGUCUUUAAUCUGGAAUUGGGAGUGUCCUUCUGUGAUCGCUUAAAAACCCUGCAAGUGGAAACUAUUCAGCAGGAUGUUGUUCAAGUUGUGGUGGAGAAUAUUAGCCUUCUCCGAUGUCUCCUGACUAGUGGCUUUGUCCUCGUUUCUGAAGUGGGUACAACUGCUUCUGAGGUUUCACAGAGUUACGUUGUUCUUUCAAUAGCUGAUAAAGACGCCUUUGCUAUUUCUCUUUUGCAAUGCAUUCAUCGCCUGCUUCUCAUCUCUCCCAUCGCCUCUCUUCGGCUCCAUGCAGCCCUUCUCUUGCAGGCGCUUAUAGCGUCAUCAUCACCCCCAAGGUUUUCGCCUCCUGCUGCCCUUCUUUCCGAGGGUGCCUUUCUAGCUGAUCUCAUCGCUUGCUGUUGUGAACCGAGUCGAUUAAAAGCCUUUAGCAUUCCCGUUCAACGCCUACUUAUUCGGGCCAUCACUGCCUAUCUACUAACCGAUGAAAGCCCUAUUGCAAUUCUUAAUAAAACUAAUCCCAAACGUGCGGAGCAGAUGCAGGCUCUGACAGCUCAAAAGAGUAGUAUUCUCAUUAAUCGCCUUAUUCCAAUGUUCUCUCAGGCUCUGCAGCAAGAUACUUUAUCCACUGAUAGGAACGCCUACUUUGCUGGACUUUGUUGGCUCAAUGAAGCACUAGCCUCACUUAUUCCUUUGGGGAGUAAAAGCAGACGAUUGAUGUACGACACAUUGACGUCCUCUGGCCUCCUCACUCGCAUUUGGCAGUGUCUCGAAACCACCAGUCUUUCCUCCGAGGUGCAUCUUUUCAUUGCACACCUCUCUUUCUUCGUGCAGUUCACUGACAUCUACGGCAGUCAACGCUCCACCGCUUCCAUGAUCCCUGGCUUCAUUACAGCUGUGAUGCAACUACUGCAAGUGUUGGAGCACAACACCGCCACCGCACGUCUCGUCUCCCCUGUCAUCUCCCACCUCCUUCAUCUCCUUAAUCGCCUUGUACAGAAUCGAACAGUCUUCCCAACAAUGGCGAUCGAGGUCCUUCACUUCGUCAGCAACUGCCUUGUUGUAAAUCUUGCUGGUGGAGUAGUCACCGAUCUGCCCUCUAUCAUUGCUACUGCAUCCAAAAAUGAUCCUGAUCUAUGUUUGCGGGUCUUUCAAACCCUCUUCAACACUGCCUCUUACGCCUACAGCCGGAUGACUGCAGAAGAUGAGCAUCUUGCAACCUUCCUCCGACCCGUUCUUGCUGUUUUUACAGGAGAGGUCUUCGAUCCUCGGCUCCUAAUUGCCUGCGCCGAUGCAAUGGUGGAUCUCAAUACGCGGCAUCGAAUUUUUACCCUUCCUGCUUUUGUGAAUCACUGGCGAAAUCAGUUUGCGCGUCGAUUUUUGGCUCUUUUAUUUGAUGGAGGUAGUUCAGUUCAGCACGGGAGUGAUUCGGAAGCAGCGCUUGUGCGUUUGUUACACGGAAUCUACUGCUCGCCUGAAGGGUUUGCGAAAAGUGAUUUCUGCGAGACUGCAGUUGAGGCCUUCUUGGCGGAGAGGAUACCAUUGGUAAAAGGACAGCGACCCGUCGGACUGACAGCCACAUUUUCGGCGGUGGCGGCGGGGGAUUUAAAUACAGUGGAAGAGUUCAGCACCCUUUUGAGUGGGCUUUUGACUGAAAUGAGACAAUGGAUUCGAGGAGUCCAAAGCACCGAGGAGACGAGUGGUAAGAAUGGAUGA
This is a messenger RNA of Hydatigera taeniaeformis, 3759 nucleotides long. Lineage: Eukaryota; Metazoa; Platyhelminthes; Cestoda; Cyclophyllidea; Taeniidae. The record is from the annotation of a GenBank genome assembly.